UUUACAAAGAAGAAAUCCCUUGAGGAUCUUGUAUUUGCCUGAUAGCAUCUUUCUGGUGUAACCAUGAGGGUGAAUCAAAACACAAUGCUUCUGGGACAGAAGGUGAUCCUGGUACCCUACACCACGGAGCAUGUACCCAGAUAUCAUGAGUGGAUGAAGUCAGAGGAGCUGCAGCGGCUGACAGCCUCAGAGCCUCUCACUCUGGAGCAAGAAUAUGCAAUGCAGCACAGCUGGCGAGAAGAUACUGAUAAAUGUACCUUCAUUGUACUGGAUGCAGAGAAAUGGCAGGCACAUGGAGACUCAGCUGAGGAAAACUGCAUGGUGGGAGAUGUGAACCUGUUUCUUACUGACUUGCGGGACCCAGCUUUGGGGGAGAUUGAAGUCAUGAUUGCUGAGCCCAGCUAUCGAAGAAAGGGGUUUGGCACAGAGGCAGUUCUGAUGAUGAUGGCUUAUGGAGUGACCACGUUAGGUCUUAACAAGUUUGAAGCUAAAAUUGGACAAGGCAAUGAGCCUAGUAUAUGCAUGUUUAAAAAGCUUCACUUUGAGCAGGUGGCUAUGAACAACAUCUUUGAAGAGGUGAUACUGAGGCUACUGAUGAGUGAGCCAGAGAGACAGUGGCUUCUGCAACAGACCAGCCACGUAGAAGAGAAGCAGUACAGAAACAGGAGCUGGUAGUUGACCAUCUUCCUGGAGUCCUACUAGCCUGCCUCAUCUUAGCUAUACACUCCCAGCCUCUCCUACAAAGACUGGACCCUUAUAAUCCUAGUUUACUCAAAGGCUUUUCCAGGAAAACUGUUCUCUCCAGAUGGCCUAUAGAUUACUGGACUUGAUUGAACUUGGCUUUUGCUGAACUAAAGACAGAUAAGACUCCAUUUGGAAUCAUUUCAUCGGAUCACAAUUAAAUCUUUCAUGGAUCUCUUCUCCCCUGAGGCAGUGUUAGGAAUGGAUACAGGCAGAAGCCUGAAGAGCUCUGGAGAAUGGCAAGUUUGGAAGAGAAGGGAAGAACCCAGAGGAAUUGCUGGAACUGGCCCUGUGACCUGGACUGAGACAGAGGACUAUGGGUCACUCUCCAGCUUCUCCUUGCUCUCAGCCUCAUGGCACACUGACCCUGAUAUUAAGUUCCAGUCAAUAGAACUGGGGGGAGUCCAGAACUAUUAAAACUGCACUAGAGCCAUGCUUUCCUGCCUAGGAAAAGCCCAACCCUGGAUUUACCCGCUGCUCCCUAUACGACCACCAGGGGGCAGUGGAGGAGCAAACCCAGAGAACCUGAGCUGAGUGGGGAAUCCAAACAGGAUGCUGGAGAUAGACUGGCUCUAGAGUGCUCAGAAGUGGGGAAACCACCCCUAGAAUGGCUAUGGCCUCUAUUCUGGCCAUUCUGAAAGUACAGGGCUGUUCCCAAUGCAUUAAAAAAUACAAGCAUCUCCUAAAUUUGAUUACACAUCUGAAGAUGGGAGGCCUAGGAGCAUUAAUAUCUUGACAGGUAGGGGAAUAAAAAUCCACACCCGCCAUCUUUGAACUGAACUCAGUCUCCACCCUAUCUCAGCCACUCCACCCCAUUCUUGACUUAGCCAAAGAACCCCCAGGGCACAUAUUUCUUCCUUAUCCUGGUAUGUGAAGCUGGGAGGGGCCCUGAUCCCAUACAGUUCCUGACAGUCUUCACAUUUAAUAGCCAGAGGUUUUCAAGCAGUAGGGGCAGGGAUUUGGAGCCAAAAGGUUGAAGAGUGGGUUAGGCUUGAAUGCCCAACUUCCAGCUUCUAACCCAAUUUAUGGUCUUGACAUUUUUGCAGACAUAAAGGUAAUAGCACUGCUUUUGAGGCCCUUGGGAGAAUUAUAAUCUUUAACCAUAGUUUUAGUCUUUGACCUCUCAUUCAUUUAUGGGAUUUAAAGAGUUGGAAAGGCCCUUGAAGAUGUUCUAAUCAGCUCCUUUCAUUUUAAGAUGGGGCAACUGACACCCAGGACGCUCCUUCUCCAAAUUAAAUACAGCUAUUACAGCAACUGAAUACAACUUGUAGAAUGAACCCUUCCCCUCUCUGCACAUUUAGAGAAGGGACUGGGCCAGAAUCAGAGAAGAGCAUUGAACCUUCUUUAUUCCUUUUCCCAUGAAAUGGGCACCAAUGCCAGUUACCCCUGUAGAUACUAGACUCCAAUAACUUCUCAUUUAAUAAAUAAAACUAGGGAGCAGGGGGCCAACCUCUACAAUCUAGGAGACUUCUCGCCCCUGCCUUUUUUCAGAGAGGGAGAACAUGAUGCCCUCAUUCUUUUAACCUUUUGACUUUUAUUGCCCCCAAGCUGCUGCUUUCUGUACAGUAUGUGCUGGGGUUAGAGGAACAAAUCUUAAUAAGAGUAAGGCUCACUGCUACAGCCAGAUAAGAUAAUAUCAUUGGAGCUGACUCAGGGUCUCACCAUUCCCAGGAAUCUAUGAACCACCAGACCAGGCAGACAUUAAGCCAAGUCCUUGCAUUCCCACCUACCUCCCCCAGCCCAGGGCUUAGUGCCUCCUAAUAACCCAGGCACAACUCUACAAAAGGCCUAACCUUUUCCCCUGCCUCAUUCCAGACCUCUAUUCUAAUCACCUAGGACUCCACAUUCUUCACUGUGCCAGACUAAAGUUUCAACUGUAGGGGCCCCAAAGGUAAAUCUGAGCCGUGACUGAUGGUGAGGGGUGUGUAUGGGAGUAGAAAUUUUUGUGCCUGGGAUAAGAAAGCUGGGAAACGGGUGUGUAUGGCGUGGGGGGAGGGGGGGAGAGGUGAGUUGGUCUGGGGAAUUCAUUGCAAUCAUGUGGUUGUUUCCUAUUUUAGUAAUGAGGUGCUAAAUUUUUUCUCUAACUGCUGAAGGAUUAAAAGUUUUGUCAGUGACUUUUGCAUCCAGAA
Monodelphis domestica (gray short-tailed opossum) is the source of this 2870-nucleotide messenger RNA. RefSeq names its product N-acetyltransferase 9 (gene NAT9). The record is from RefSeq and is a predicted model, not a curated record. NCBI's taxonomy places the organism in Eukaryota, Metazoa, Chordata, Mammalia, Didelphimorphia, Didelphidae. Gene Ontology annotation, molecular function: N-acetyltransferase activity.